CAUAGGUAGAUACAUCAUAGAUUUAAACGUCUUUAUUGCGGUCACUUUCAAAAAGUUUUAAAGAGUGCAGAAAAGAACUUAAAAAAAAUUAUUUAAAUUUGAAUGAUAUGGCAACGCAAUUCAAAAAUUAAGAAUCAAAACAAACCAAUAUUGCGUUAACAUUUUGAGGAAUCACCGCCAAAAUGAAUAAGGAUAAUUCUAGCAUGCAGAUGGAUCCACAGCUUGCGCUGCGCCUUCUUGCCGAAGGAGCCGUGUUGGUCAUCGCUGGCGUUCCCGAGGGCACGGAGUUCGGCAUCGAUUUGUGUGCCCACACCAUUGGGCCGAAUUUCCGAGGCGUGAAGAUGAUUCCGCCCGGCGUUCAUUAUGUUUGGUGCGCUUCUCGAGGACCCUAUGGAGAUACAGCACCGCGUGUGGGUUUCGCCCACUUCUUCCACCCGAAUGAGAUUUUGGUCCGCGAGUGGGACAACGAACUGGAGGAGCUGCGACCGCGAAGGAUAGCGGAACCUGAGGUGGAGCGUGAGCGCAUCCGGAGAAACUUGGCCCAGCUCGAGCGAGUGUUGGCUCCCUACGAUUAUCGAUAUGUAUGUCCAUGGAAGGAUCUAACAGGAAGUGUGACGGAAUCAUGCGUGGAGCGCUGCCGACCUUCAGAAGGCACAAUUCGCACCAAUAUUGAACUACAGUCAUGCCCGGAUGCUGAAAGGCCAAGAGGCGGGGGAGCUGGUACCAGUAACGGCAGCAAGCGAAAUGCUGCUGCUAGGCUGCUUUUGGAUGAAAGUGAACUUCUUCCCGACUUGAAGCCCGUAGAAGGAACGGCUCCGCGGUUUACUCCAGUACCUCAACGUGUUCCCAACGAUGCUCUACCCUCCGAUGUCUCCAGACAUGCAAUGGACUGCAUUGAAGCGGUGGAUAAGCUAAUCUGCAGCUUUGAAUCCUCCAAUGCAUUAAUUGAAGAAGUGCAACUUGCCUAUGCAUUCUUCCUAGUUGGUUACUCCGUGGAAUCACUGGCCCAUUGGCGCAAACUCUUGGGUCUGCUGGCUCACUCGCAAACAGCGGUGACCAGUCACAAGCUCACUUAUAUGAAGUACAGCGAGGUGCUCGCACAUCAACUGCCCCACCUUCCAGAGGAGCUGAUGGUCCCAAGCCCGCAUAAUACAGUAUACAAGGACGUACGUGAAUUGCUCGUGAAUCUGCAUGCGGGUGGGUUAAGUGUCAGUGCCGAGCGAUUAACCAAGAGGCUAGAAAAGAAGCUGGGAUGGCAUUUCGAGGGCCUGCUCGACGAAGAUCCCGAGGACCAACCCGUAAUCAUUGAACUGCCGGAGGAGUGA
Messenger RNA from Drosophila ananassae, 1325 nucleotides. Its product is annotated as protein AAR2 homolog. NCBI's taxonomy places the organism in Eukaryota, Metazoa, Arthropoda, Insecta, Diptera, Drosophilidae. The coding region runs from base 183 to 1325 and encodes 380 amino acids. The record is from RefSeq and is a predicted model, not a curated record. Gene Ontology annotation, biological process: spliceosomal tri-snRNP complex assembly. The transcript has a single exon.